AUGAACAAGAAGAUAGUACAGUUAGAGAAGGAGGUCGAGGAGAGCGUACCAUAUCUUGCGAGCGACGAGACGUCGUCUGUGCGGAACGAGGCCGCAGAUCAGUUGAAAGAGCCGCAAAAAGUCCAGCCGUGGGUCCAUUUCGUGGCCGGCGGUCUUGGGGGCAUGUGUGGAGCCGUUUUCACCUCGCCGUUUGACGUGGUCAAGACCAGACUCCAGUCGAGUGUGUUCCGCGACACGUACAAGAGCGGUGCUCGUCAUGGGGGUGUUGUGAGCGGAGCCGCUUUGCAUUUUAAAGAGACGCUAUUGAUCCUGAAAAACGUCUACACAGUGGAAGGACCACGGGCCUUGUUUAAAGGAUUGGGGCCCAACCUUGUGGGUGUGAUACCCGCCAGAUCGAUAAACUUCUUCACAUACGGCUACUCCAAAGACGUCAUUCGUGACGUUGCGUUCGAUGGCCAGGAAAAUUCAUUGGUGCAUUUGUUAGCUGGAGUUUCUGCUGGGUUUGUAACCAGCACGGCCACGAACCCGAUUUGGCUUGUCAAGACGCGGCUACAGCUCGACCGCAUGACUACCAAGGCGUACAAGAACUCGUUCGACUGUGUUUCGAAGAUCGUCAAGAACGAGGGAGUGCUGGCUCUGUACAGAGGUUUGACAGCUUCUUAUCUGGGAUCGGUCGAGAGCACUUUGCAAUGGGUUCUGUACGAGCAGAUGAAGUUUCUGAUCAACGCGCGGUCGCAAAGACUCGAAAGAGAAGGGAAACAGACCAGCGAGCUGGGUGACUGGUUUGCCAGAUCCGGCUCUGCAGGGUUGGCCAAAUUCGUGGCCAGUUUGAUCACGUAUCCGCACGAGGUUGUUCGUACCCGUUUGAGACAGGCGCCCACCGAGGGCGGCAAGCCCAAAUAUACAGGGCUGAUCCAGUGUUUCAAGCUCGUGAUCAAAGAGGAAGGUCUGGCUUCCAUGUAUGGCGGUCUGACUCCGCAUCUGAUGCGGACCGUGCCCAACAGCAUGAUCAUGUUUGGAACCUGGGAGUUGUUUACGAACCUGCUAUCGAAAUUGUGA
Messenger RNA from Ogataea philodendri, 1059 nucleotides. RefSeq lists its product as uncharacterized. Gene Ontology annotation, cellular component: mitochondrion. Gene Ontology annotation, biological process: pyrimidine nucleotide import into mitochondrion. The record is from RefSeq and is a predicted model, not a curated record. The coding region runs from base 1 to 1059 and encodes 352 amino acids. The transcript has a single exon. Gene Ontology annotation, molecular function: pyrimidine nucleotide transmembrane transporter activity. Lineage: Eukaryota; Fungi; Ascomycota; Pichiomycetes; Pichiales; Pichiaceae.